Hyla sarda is the source of this 2543-nucleotide messenger RNA. RefSeq names its product protection of telomeres 1 (gene POT1). Gene Ontology annotation, molecular function: telomerase inhibitor activity; G-rich strand telomeric DNA binding. Bases 254 to 2125 code for a protein of 623 amino acids. The transcript is spliced from 15 exons. NCBI's taxonomy places the organism in Eukaryota, Metazoa, Chordata, Amphibia, Anura, Hylidae. Gene Ontology annotation, biological process: regulation of telomere maintenance via telomerase; telomere capping. Gene Ontology annotation, cellular component: nuclear telomere cap complex; chromosome, telomeric region. The record is from RefSeq and is a predicted model, not a curated record.
AGGAAGUUCAGCAGCUCCCUGUUCUGAUGACUUGCGACCCCCCAUUGAGCUGCAUUAUGCUGGGGGCCGUGAUGUCACAAUUUCCCAUAGUUCUGCAGCUUAGCCAGCUCUGUGCACGGCAAGGGAACCUCCCAUGUGCAGCUUCAGCCAAUCAUAGAAGCCCCAGUGAGCUGAGCUCACGUGUCUUCAUCUCCUCGGCAGGGAAGCAUCUGACAGCCAGCUCAGUGUUUAUAAGAGCAAGAACGAUGUCCCAAUGUCCCGAGAAGAAGCAGAGGGGGAGGGGGAGAUCCCUGCUCUCCCCUGCACUGAUUACAAUCUGACAGCAGAUUUUUGUUCUACUAUUACCAUAGUGGACCAAACCAAUGUCAAACUAAAGUGUACAUUUUUCAGUGGAAAUCAAGAAGCACUUCCAAGAAUUUUUAAAAUCGGUGAUAUUGUUCGAUUUCAUAGAAUAAAGAUCCAGAAGUUUAAUAAUGAAUUUCAAGGCAUUAGUAGUAGCGGCUUCUCUGCAUUAGUAUUUGAUGGGAAUGUUGAUGCUCCACUAAUUCCAAGGACCUCUAGUAAAGGUUACAGCUUUACUACAGAAGACCAGAAAACUGUAGAAACUUUACGAAAUUGGCAGUUGGGGCUGCAGAUAUUUUCUAGCUCAAGACGGCAUUUAUCUGAGGUUCAGCCUGGGCAAUAUUUUGAUCUGAUCUGUCAACUUGUUGGAAAAGCUGAGGUUGAUAAAGCCUCAUAUCUCCUUAAGGUUUGGGAUGGUACGAAAUGUUCUUCUUUAUCAUGGAAGGUUUAUGUAGAAGAUGAUGUACUUGAAGGAGACAGAGAUACGAUCAGUCAGCUGCAAAGCUUUACCAUAGACAUUUUGGUUUAUGAUAAUCAUUUGGAACUUGCAAAAUCUUUAAAGGUCGGAAGUUACAUUGUAAUACAAAAUGUGCACGCAAAACUACACAGCACAGCUAAUGAAGGCCAAGGACAUGAUGCACAUGUGGAAUUUCACCUUCAUGGGGGAACAUGUUAUGGUCGAGGAAUUUCUGUGCCUCCAGAAGACAAUUCUGAUGUUAAAGAACUUCAGAAGGUCCUAUAUGCUGUAGAUCUGAAACAGAAUCAAUCUUUAGACCCGGUAACCACAUCAGAUAUGUAUUCAGGUCAGAUGUCACCACCCCUUGAUGCUUUGGAGAGAUGCCAGCAGCUUUCUGUGACAGUACUUCCAGUUUAUCAACAAUGGCAGAUAACAGCUAUCGCCAAUAUCCUUAAAUGCAAGGCUCCUGAAAAAUUUCGUAUCAGGGCAAGACUGAAAAAUUUUCAACCACAUGGCCUGUAUCAGUCUGUUAAGCUUCACUGCUCUAAAUGUAAUUCAUUAAUGGAUGUGCCAGAUGAAGAGGGCCUGAAUAAAAUGUUUGAAGAUCGCUUCAAUGGUAAUCCAAAUACAAAUGCUCCAGACACAUUUUGGUAUCAGUCAGCAGUAUGGAACACAGAAUAUCUUAAUAACCGGGCUGUAGCUAUUCAUUUUGUAAAAAAAUGUGAUAUUCUGCAAAAUCCAGAAGACUCUCUAAUCAUGCUAGAAGGUGGAUCUUUUAGGGAGCUGUGUAAGCUGUCAUGUCAUUUUAACACUAUAAUACCUGUGAAAUCUAAAGAAGAACAUUUGGAAAUAGACCUAUCAGCUCCAUUUAUUAUUCAAGGCAACAAAUGGCUUUAUGGGUGCAUCAAGUGCUCUAAUAUUAAGCCAGUGGAGGAGCUGAAGUCUUUAUCUGUAGAAGUGGGAUGGAAUGCUGUAGAAAUAGCAAAAGCUUUGGGCAUUGAACUCUUAACUCAUCUUUUUGUCAUGAAUCUCACUUUGGAAGAUGAAACUGGAUCUCUAAGUGCUUAUUUGUGGCGGCAUUCUGAACAAUUCUUUCAGACUUCUCCCUCUGAAAUACUCAUGGAUAGUGACCUCCAGAAAAGACUUCAUAAGAUCAUGAGUAUAUUGUGUCCAUCAAGAAGACAAAUUAGUGAAAAUCCUUGGAUAAAUUGCUGCAUACGAUCAUACAAUACUAACAGUGAUGGAAAAGAAAAAAUAGGUGGCACUGUACAGGGGAGCUUACCUUAUCUUGCUGUAUUUCACCUGGCAUUUCAUUUUCCUCUAUGAAUACAGUGGAGAAGAAUGUGUUGAACAUAUUUGCUUUUUCCUGAUCCCCUUCUAUAAUUUCUUCCACAUAAAUUUUUUUUUUUAAACUUACUUUAUUGUGAUGUAAAUGCAUACAAAAUGAGUAGACAAUAAAAUACAGCAUGUAACAUAUAACCAAUGUAGUGAUGAGGUCUUUCUCGGCACAGGAGUCAAUGAGCAGUUUAGCGGUCUAGCAUGCAGAUACAUUAGCAACACAGUAACCUUCACUAAAAAACAAUACAGAUAGAACCAACCACCGGAGGUGGGAACCAUACAACGGGGAAGAUAACGAUACAGUGGAAAACGAGACAAAGCCUAACAGAGACGCACAUGACAGACGGACAACGACCACUGGUCCAUGGAGACAAGAAUACAGAAAAAACAAGAAAAAGAAGAGAGA